CUCUCUCUCUCUCUCUCUGUACAGUUCGCUUCAAUUCUCAAAAGCUCGAGCAGACGAGAUGAGACACAUCUCAAGUUUGUGCGUGAAUUUAUUUCCAUCUCGACCGUCCAUCUUCUCCAGAUCAAAUCUCGAGAGAGUUCGACGGCGCUAGAUUCACGCACAAACUCCUGAUGCGUCUUCUCUGUACCACCUCCUUGUUCCGGGAACGACAUGAUUGUUUUUUAUUCAUCUUCUUUGAAUUGUCCUAUUUAAAAAUUUGGCGCCAUCUUCAUGUUUUAAUUUUCGUCUUCGUUUUUCGCCCCCUCGAUGUUUUCAAGUACAGGAGAUUUGAGAAGAAGGUCUUGGGAAAUUCUGGAUCGGAUCGGGUCAGAUGGCGACAUGAUCGUCGUUCCCGAUCGAUGGUCACGUGAAGUUGGUCGCGGCGACCGAGGUGGAGCUCCUGAAGAGAGCGCGACGCCACGAGAAGGCGGCGACGGAGAUUCUUCAGUUCCACUGCGAUUUGGUUCAGGCGAUCAGAGAGCUGAUCCAGCAGAUAGUAUUGCGCUGAUCGAAAUCUAUACUAUCGAAACCGUCAUACCGGUGUCUCGCCCCAACUCUAAAACAUUUCAGGGAAUCCAGGUAGAGGAGCGGAUAGAGCUCCGCGGCGUUAGUGGUCGCUCGAUCUACCAUGCUAGAAGGGUAAGUCGUCAUGCUAGGGUCAGAUGGGUUUUUGGGUAGUAUCCCUAGGGAACUUUAUGAUCAUUUUGGGAUGUAUAUUUAUAUGAUGGGUUUGUAAAACUCUGGUAUUGUAUUUGGACGGUUGGUUUGUUUUGUAUAUGAUGUAUGUUUU
Molecule: messenger RNA, 829 nt
Organism: Malania oleifera
Lineage: Eukaryota; Viridiplantae; Streptophyta; Magnoliopsida; Santalales; Ximeniaceae
Exons: 2
Coding region: 307-717 (136 amino acids)
Source: RefSeq, a predicted model, not a curated record